AUGCCACCAACUCGCGUUCAAAAACCAAAUGCUGAUGUUUGUAUUUCUCAUUUUAGAGCUUUCACAAACUUUGAUAAAAUGAUAGAUAAUAAAACCGAUAUGGAAGAAGAACCUGAAGUUGAAUUAUAUGAGCCUUUGCUUUGCACUAGUUUAUUUGGUGGCUUAUUUACAGAAUAUGCUACCAAUUCUCCUGCUUAUUUUUGUGGUAGGAAAAGAUCUGAGAUGAUCAGAAAAAUGCUUUUUCCUGAUAAAUUUUCGCAAGAUACUUUUUUCUCUCAUAAGAAACUUAAUAAAAAUCAAGCUCAACAGUUUAAUACGGCAUUACAAGCAACAGCUAUCUGA
Messenger RNA from Rhizophagus irregularis DAOM 181602=DAOM 197198, 342 nucleotides. RefSeq lists its product as uncharacterized. The record is from RefSeq and is a predicted model, not a curated record. NCBI's taxonomy places the organism in Eukaryota, Fungi, Glomeromycota, Glomeromycetes, Glomerales, Glomeraceae.